Teleopsis dalmanni is the source of this 547-nucleotide messenger RNA. Its product is annotated as gametocyte-specific factor 1 homolog. Bases 20 to 547 code for a protein of 175 amino acids. The record is from RefSeq and is a predicted model, not a curated record. The transcript has 4 exons. Lineage: Eukaryota; Metazoa; Arthropoda; Insecta; Diptera; Diopsidae.
AUUCCAGAUUCAACACACCAUGUUUGGCAACGGAGUUACCAUUUCUGUGGAACCAGAAAUUAAUUAUCAUUUGGAAAAAUUAAUAAGAGAAAGCGCUAUAGUCGAAGAAACAAAUUACCACCAAUGUCCGUAUAACGCAUAUCACAAGAUCUCUGAAGGGAAACUUCCGGUCCAUUUACCAAAAUGUCAAAAGUUAUAUAAAUCUGAUAAUAAAAAAAUCUGUCCUUAUAAUAUAACUCAUAUAAUAGAUGAGCAUGAAUUAGAGGCUCAUUUGCUUACCUGUGAGACCCGUCCUAUCUACGAUCGUUAUAUGAGAUCUCAAAAAUUAAAUCAAAACAACGAUGUACCAAAAUUUGAACCUCUUACUUCAAAAACGUCCUGGGAUGAUGAGCCCCCGGUUUUGACGUACAAUCCUCAACAAUAUUGUUUGGCCAACCCAGUUUGUCGUAGCUUAAAAGGUGCGUCUAGGCUUCGCAGGCUAGCAUUUCGAAAAUUCGAACGUAAGCGUAUAGCGGCCAUAAAAGCUCGUAUUAGUUCUGAAAUUUAG